This is a messenger RNA of Solanum stenotomum, 608 nucleotides long. RefSeq lists its product as uncharacterized. The transcript has a single exon. Bases 53 to 499 code for a protein of 148 amino acids. Lineage: Eukaryota; Viridiplantae; Streptophyta; Magnoliopsida; Solanales; Solanaceae. The record is from RefSeq and is a predicted model, not a curated record.
GACCAAUAUUGUCUUCUACUUACAUCUAUCUAUCAUUUUGAGGAUCAACAAAAUGUUUCUAAAAACCUCAAUUUCCACUACCAAAAAGCUCAUCCAGAAAACGUUAUACAAUGUGAAAUAUUUAUUCUCUGGUGGAGGUGGAGGUGGUGGAUAUGAAAAGAUUCCAAAAACCUACACACAGCAGAAGAGGAUAAUAAUAAUGUCGUCUCCGCCGCCAACAAAGGAAGACCAAGUUUCAAAGAGGAAGGAGAUAAUCAUGUACGAUGGAAUAAAGAAGAAAUAUGAAGAAAAAAGAAUUAGAGAUGAAAGGAGUUAUUUGGUGGCUCAAAAGCUAAACGAAUUGAAAAUGUUAGAGAACUACAAAGACGAACAUGCUCUCGAUAUUGAACAAGUUCUUUAUUACUACUCGCGUCUUACUUGCCCCGCUUAUGUUGAAAUUGUGGACAACUUUUUCAUGCAAAUUUACUCUGAACUUUUUGGAGCUAGUAUAGUUAAUUAACUUGUAAUACUAAUUCAUUCUUCUUUUUCUUCAUUUUCAUCUGCUAUGGAAAAUAACACCUUCGUCCUUCACUUGUCUACCUUCCUCCAUUUUCUCAUCUCAAAUAAAU